Zingiber officinale is the source of this 553-nucleotide messenger RNA. RefSeq names its product NADH dehydrogenase [ubiquinone] 1 beta subcomplex subunit 2-like. Bases 62 to 292 code for a protein of 76 amino acids. Gene Ontology annotation, cellular component: mitochondrial inner membrane. NCBI's taxonomy places the organism in Eukaryota, Viridiplantae, Streptophyta, Magnoliopsida, Zingiberales, Zingiberaceae. The record is from RefSeq and is a predicted model, not a curated record. The transcript has 4 exons.
UACUCAACCCCUUGAACCAAUAGAACUCGCGCAGUAGAUCAGAUUGGGAGACGGGGAAGUGAUGGGCGGCGGCGGAGGGCAUGGCGGGAGCACCACCUACAAGGGUUUCACCAUCCACCACCCAAAACGAUGGCACACCGCCGCCGGGAAGGGCCUCUGCGCCGUUAUGUGGUUUUGGAUUCUUUAUAGGGCCAAGCAAGAUGGACCAGUAGUCUUGGGUUGGCGUCAUCCUUGGGAAGGGCAUGGAGAUCACUCACAUGAUCAUGUGCCUGAAGACAAGGCAUCGCAUUAGGAUCCAGCUUGCGGAUGCGGUGGAUCCAGCUUCUUCUUUGUUUCGCUGCAAUCUUUAGCAAAUAAAGAGACGUGUAAGAGUCGAAAAAUACUGCCACGUUCUUUUGUGUAUUCCACUGAUGCAAUGUUCGAUCGGUGGAACAAGUGUGUUUGUGUCAUUAGUUUUUCGAUCUGACGAUCUUUUCUGAAAUGAAUUCAGGUUGUGUUAUUAACAAAGGCGGUCAUGUGAAAAUGAUUGAUCUGUUAUUACUUUUUGUUGGCU